Messenger RNA from Oppiella nova, 3251 nucleotides. The record is from the annotation of a GenBank genome assembly. Lineage: Eukaryota; Metazoa; Arthropoda; Arachnida; Sarcoptiformes; Oppiidae.
ACAAAACAACGCGAAUAUGGCGUUCAAUGAAAGCAAUGGUUUGUGUUUUGAUUGAAUUUACAGUUAAUUGCAAUCAAAAGUAAUUGAAACGAACGGACACUUCAUUGAAUCAAUGAAUCACUCGUACAGUCAUUGAGUCGUUGUAGUGAUGAGUGAAUGGAAAUGCGAUUACAAUGACAAUGGCUUUCAAUGUUGCGAUUACUGUUUAAUCGUAUGAUUGCUAUAAUAAUGAACUCAAUUCAUCUGAAGUAGUGCUCCAGAAGUGGAAGUGUUUUGUCCAUUGACUCGAUAUUUGCAUAUUUCUUAUAAAUAAUGUAACCAUUUGUUAGAGACUUGUAUUGAAUUAACUGUUGAUUUAUAUGAUAAAUGACUCGUAUUUUGCAUAUAUUUUGCAUAUUUUUGUCACACAUAUAGCCAUAUAUUGUACAAAAAAUUGUAUUUAUUUUUGUUGAAAACUGUUUGAUAACUGAAUUGACGACUAAUAUAUUGAGCGGAAAGUCAUCUGAAGGAGUGAAGGGAUGGCGAAGACAAUGACGAUGUCGUCGCCAUAUAGGGCUCAGUUCAAUACGGGAGGCCAACCCCACGCCACCCCCCAGUCCUCGCCCUACCAUAAGUACCAGAAGUCUGCCACCAGUUUCUACGUAUUCCAACCGCGACCUCCCGUUCCCACCGUAUAUCAGGCGACAGAGUUUGACGGCAAACGUCUUCGCAAAGCGAUCGCCAGGAAGACCGUCGACUAUAACUCGUCGGUCACUAAAAUGCUUGAGUCCAGAGUGUGGCAGAGAGACCACAGAGACUGUCCGGCACUGCAUCCAGACGUGGGAUACUAUACUGAGAUGGUUCCGCCACUCAAUCAGUUGGACAACCCGUCCAAUUGCAUCACAACGAAGUUUGUGAGGACGUCGACCAAUAAGAUGCGUUGUCCCAUAUUCUGCGUGCUUUGGACGCCGGAAGGGCGCCGACUGGUGACGGGCGCCUCCAGUGGAGAGUUCACGCUCUGGAAUGGUCUCACUUUCAACUUCGAGACUAUCCUUCAAGCUCACGACAGCGCCGUCCGUGUGAUGGCCUGGAGUCGAUCCGACCACUGGAUGGUGACGGCCGACCAAACCGGUUAUGUUAAGUACUGGCAAAGCAAUAUGAAUAACGUCAAGAUGUUUCAGGCACACAAAGAGCCCGUCCGAGCAAUCAGGUGCGCCCCCACAGCCCCCAUACUUACCACUCACACCCUCCUCACCACCGGUGAUGUAUUUGUUGACUUUUUCUGUCCGACGGACUCGAAGCUGGCCACGUGUUCAGACGACGGCACGAUUAGGAUUUGGGAUUUCAUGCGAUGCUUCGAAGAGCGCAUACUUCGAGGACACGGCGCUGAUGUGAAAGGUGUCGAUUGGCACCCAUACAAGUCAUUGAUUGCUUCCGGCAGUAAAGAUAGUCAACAACCCGUCAAAUUAUGGGACCCCAAGUCGGGUCAAAGUCUGGCCACUCUUCACGCCCACAAGAACACAGUGACAGACAUUAAAUGGAACCAAAACGGCAAUUGGCUGCUCACCUCCUCGAGAGACCAUUUGAUUAAAAUCUUUGAUAUCAGAAAUAUGUCCACAGAAAUGCAGACAUUUAGGGGACAUAAAAAGGAAGCGAGUUGUCUUUCAUGGCAUCCAAUCCACGAAAGCUUAUUUGCGAGCGGAGGGUCUGACGGAUCCAUAUUGUUUUGGUUAGUCGGCACUGAGAAAGAAGUGGGAGGUAUGGAUAGCGCGCACGACUCUAUUGUCUGGUCUUUGAAUUGGCACCCAUUGGGACACAUAUUGACCUCAGGAUCUAAUGAUCACACCUGCAAAUUCUGGACGCGUAACCGACCCGGAGAUAAGAUGCGCGACAAAUACAAUCUGAAUCUUCUGCCCAAAGGCUCCGAAGAAGCGGAAUAUGACGACGUCGUGACCGCGCCAUCCAUUCCUGGGAUGGGUUUUGGAGACAAUGAAUAUGAAGAGGAGGAGGAGAUAAUGAACGGCUCAUCGAUUCCCGGUUUGGGAUUAAUGAACGAUGAGACCAAAGAGCAGCACCGGAAGGUCCCCUACGCUAAACCCAUUCCCAAACAAUUUCAACAGCAAUGGAAUGGAGACUCGAAAUCUGGUGGAAACUCUAAUAAAGAUAUACCGGACUCACAAACACCUCCUAAUCUGGUGGGCGGUCCACAUAUGAACCGAAACUUUGCAAAUAAUAAUCCGAAUCUAAUGCCGCCUCGAUUUGCACCUCCUUCUGGACCCAAUCCGAGACCUUUUAUUCCUCCGCCAGGAAUGCCAAUACAGGGCCACCCGAGCGCUCAGAACAUUCCGCCCAACUUUAUGAUGGGCUCCCGAAUGGCUCCCCCGCCUAUGCCUCCUAUGAUACCUCCAGGUGCUCAUCAAAUACCUGAUCACAACAUUCGUCACGACAACUAUCACAUCCAUAACCAAAAUCUCAGACAAAACAACGCUAUCGACCGACCGAUGUCUCCGCGACAGCAACUCAACAGAGACACAGACGAGAGGUUUCAACACAUGAAUCAUUUCGAUGAAGACUUGAGACACUCUCACGACAGACAAUAUGAGGAGCAGUUCGACAACAGACCCUAUGAUGACAGGCCUUAUGGUCACCGACAGGACAUUCGCUUUAAUGAUAGGGCCGACCGAAGAGACUUCGAGGAGAAGAGAAGAGACGAACCAAUGGAUCGAUGGCGUCGAGAGGACAAUGACAUACCAUUCAGACAUUCUGGCACUUCAGACAAGGAUUUCAGGAACUCGAGGAAAAGGGGGUGGAAUAACGAGUCACCCAAUGAGCAGGACUUACACGAAGAGAAACCCCAUUUCCAACAACCCGUCGAUCGGAUGUGGAACAGGAUUUCGCCGAAUGGCACCGAUAGGGAUCGCGACAGAAUGCCUGAAGCAGACAUAGCCCUCAUUGGUCUGGCAGUUAUGGGACAGAAUCUCAUACUGAAUAUGGCUGACAAUGGAUUCACUGUGUGUGCGUACAACAGGACGACCUCAAAAGUGGACGAUUUCUUGGCCAAUGAAGCCAAAGGCAAGUCAGUGGUUGGCGCCCAUAGUAUUAAGGAGAUGGUGUCCAAACUGAAGCGACCCCGACGUGUCAUACUAUUAGUGAAGGCCGGGUCAGCUGUAGAUGACUUUAUCGCCCAAUUGGUGCCACACAUGGAGUCCGGAGAUAUCAUUAUAGACGGCGGGAACUCAGAAUACACGGACACUGAGCGCCGGUGCAAAGAG